Molecule: messenger RNA, 2700 nt
Organism: Yarrowia lipolytica CLIB122
Lineage: Eukaryota; Fungi; Ascomycota; Dipodascomycetes; Dipodascales
Molecular function (GO): protein binding
Source: RefSeq, a predicted model, not a curated record
AUGGCAGCUAUACGAGAAUAUGUGGGGUCGCUUCUGAACAACGCCACGGGCGGCAGCGCUAACAACUCCAACUCCGGCAUCAACAGCGCGCCUGACAGCGCAGGCACUUCUCCGAAAAAACAUUCCUUGGCGUUGCCCCAUACUCCGCCAACAGGCACUUCAAGAGCCGCCUCUCACUCGUCGGCAUUCAAUUCCGCCUCCGACGAGGCCGACGACAACGUGCAGUUUCGUGACAUUCACCCGGCCGCUCUGGUGCGGACCGAAACCGAGGAUGUGGACCGCCAGCUCAACCACUUCCACUUUGAAGACAGGGGCGCCAGCAGUGAGCCCGAGCAGAUUCCGCUUCGAGGACGGCAAGGCCGCAAGGAUGACCCUUAUGGCUCGACCUUCUUUUCUGCCAAGGAGACCUUUCUGGAUGGACGAGACAGAGACAUCAAGCUGGUGAUCCCAGAGACCCGAGACAGCAGAGAGCUGAGUCGUCCUAGACGAUCACCGGUCAGUGCAACGGCCAGCAGCCACAGCGGAGGAGGCUUCUUCUCGAGAAUUCUGCAGAAAAGAAAGAACUCAGGCCGCCAAAGUAUCGAGGCAGAAGAGCAGGAGGAUGAUGAACAGGACCAGGAUGGGGAGGACAAACGAGCUGAGGGAUGGUGUGCCGAUGUCAUGGGAUACGCGCCGAACUACUCAAUGUUUUCUGAUCUCAAGUACGUCAAGGUUCGAGCUCAUCAUCGGCCUAGCCACCAGAAGAAACGAAACUUCGAUCGGUUAUUUCUGGCCCAGGAGCUGCGAACCCACGACCCUUCGGACCCUCUGGCCACCGACAAUUCGCGUCUGGCAAGCCAGACUGCCCAAAAGGUAAUUUCCAGCAGUCCCAUUGGCGCCAUUUGGGCCAUGAAAUUCUCUCUUGAUGGCAGAUAUCUGGCUGCUGCUGGCCAAGAUCGUGUCCUGCGGGUGUGGAAGGUCUGCACUCGACCUCAAAACUCUCCUUACGAAGACUACUUUGGAUUCAAGGGCACCAAAAUGUACGCCCCUGUGUUUGAAGAGAGCCCUGAACGCGAAUUCCGGGGUCAUGAAGGAGACAUUUUGGAUCUGUCAUGGUCCAAGAACAACUUCCUCAUCUCUUCAUCUAUGGACAAGACUGUGAGAUUGUGGCACCCUGACCGUCAGGAGGAGAUCGCUAGUUUCCCUCACAAUGAUUUUGUCACUUGCGUGGAAUUCCAUCCCAAGGACGACCGAUUCUUCGUUUCUGGUUCCAUGGACCGACAGCUGCGACUGUGGUCUAUCCUGGACAAUCAGGUUGCCUUCGCUAGACAGGUUCCCGACAUUGUCACCGCCGUGGCGUUCACCCCCAACGGCAAUACUGUCAUUGCAGGAUGUUUGCGAGGUCAGUUGUACUUUUACCAGACCCACCAGCUUGUUCUGCAGACCCAAUUGCAGGUACGAAUCUCAACCAAGGUCAAGCAUGCAUACAAGAGCAAAAUUACCGGCAUCCAGGUGGUGACGGAGCCCAAAAAGUCGCGCACUCACAACAAUAUUUAUAACCCCAUGCACGCUGCCGUGGCAGCUGAGGACGAUUACAAGAUGCUCAUUACAACCAAUGACUCGCGCAUCCGGUUGUACAACUACCGAACCAAGGCUCUGAUUGCCAAGUACCGAGGUCUGGACAAUGAUCAUUCUCAGAUCAAAGCCUCAUUUUCGGACGACUACAGAUUCAUCAUUUCUGGAUCUGAGGGAGAAAGAACCUACAUCUGGGACACCAUCAGAUCCGAUAGUGGUACAGGUCUUAACCACGUGUCUUCAAAAACAAUCAAAGCCUACGAGUACUUUCACUCACAUCAGAGCACAGUCACCGUGGCACUGUUUGCUCCUCUGCAGACUCGACAGCUGCUGGAUCUGGCUCAUGAUCCUAUCUAUUCCAUCGUCAACCCUCCAAAGGUAGUUUUGGGACAGAACGACAUGACUCCCGAAAAGGCUCUGUAUCCUCACCACGACGGUCAUAUCAUCGUGGCUGCUGACUAUUCGGGUAAGAUCAAGGUGUUCAGACAGGACUCUGCCUACACCAAGCGAAAGCUCGCCGAGGACUCUGCAUCUUUUAUCCAGUCGCGACGUUCGCUAAACAGCAUUGGAGGUGCCUCUGGCAGGUCAUCUCCUCGAGGCAGAUCUUCACGAUCUUCUUCUGCAUCCGCCUGGAACCGAUUCUCUCGAGGAGUGAGAUCUCCCGCUGUCUCACCUGGUACAUCGGUUCAUAGAAAGAGUUUUGGCGCCUCUACCAGCACUGGGCCGGCUCCUUUCGGUGUGAUUGCUAACGGUCUUUCCAGCGCCAACCACACCAUCAUGGAUCCUUCCACGUUCCCAAGGGCACGCAAGUCUUCCACUUCUGGUCUUUCCCAGAUUUCGAGACGUACUUCGGAGUCUCUGUUCUCUCCCGAAAAGUCAGUUCCUGAAAUUCAUGUCAAUGAUGAGGACGGUCGUGAGAUCGAGCCUACUGGUAGCAUCAGAUCCAACUCAGUUCUCAUGACGGACUCCGACCAGGAGCUGGACGAGGACACGGACCAGGAGGAGCAAGAUGAGCUCACUGAGCAGGCUUCUCUGGUAUGCGAGAAGUGUGGCUCGCAGAACUUCAAAGUGAGAGUCAUUGAAGGCAUGGUGAUUCUCUGCUGCUCGGCUUGCCGAACACCCAUCAGUGAAGCAGCAUCUACAUAA